AUGGAAGGUGGAUCUGGCCAGAAACCGCGACAACCCAGAACAAAAAAAAAUGGCGAUGUAGUGUUCGUUAGAGGAUGCCCCAAAUUCGACCGCCACUGGAUUCCAGUACUUGGAGAUAUCUACAGCGAACCGAUUCUCCCAGUGGGUCAACUCCCCAGGACGAAGUAUGACACCGAGGACCACAAUCCAGCGUGGCGGCCGAUAAAGGAGUGGCUCGACAAGCAAGCCAGAGGCUCGGUGUUCUACAUGGCGUUCGGGAGCAAGGCCAAACCGAGCCAAUGCGAGCUUGAAGAGAUCGCCUUCGGGUUGGAGCAGUUGGAGCCACGAGUCGGUGGGUGGGUUCGUGAGCACUCAAGGUGGAGCUUGGUGGUGGAGGCGAUUGAGUGGGAAAUAGGACUGAUAUUGGUGACGUUCUUGGCGGACCAAKGGAUAAAUGCGAGAGUGUUGGAGGAGAAGAAGAUGGGUUAUUCUAUUCCCAAAGAUGAGGGGGACGGAUGGGCUAAAAAAUAA
This is a messenger RNA of Momordica charantia (bitter melon), 510 nucleotides long. RefSeq names its product UDP-glycosyltransferase 91A1-like. Lineage: Eukaryota; Viridiplantae; Streptophyta; Magnoliopsida; Cucurbitales; Cucurbitaceae. The record is from RefSeq and is a predicted model, not a curated record.